Molecule: messenger RNA, 606 nt
Organism: Rhododendron vialii
Lineage: Eukaryota; Viridiplantae; Streptophyta; Magnoliopsida; Ericales; Ericaceae
Exons: 1
Coding region: 1-606 (201 amino acids)
Source: RefSeq, a predicted model, not a curated record
AUGGCAGACAAAGUUAUGGACGGUCAGGAGAAAGAUUCAGGGGAUCAAGUAGGUCAACGUGACCCUAGUGCUCAAAGUCAAUCGGAUAUCAUGCAGGCUCUUGCACGGUUUAUUGAGUUUCAAACGGGUGCACAAGCAAGCUCAUCAAAUCAGCCACGUAGUACCGUUCAUGAACAGUUUAUGAAACUUCAACCUCCAACAUUCUCUGGUGGUGUGGAACCAUUGGAAGCAGAGGAAUGGCUAAAGAGGAUGGAGUCUAUUUUCGAUGUUAUGAGUGUUUCUGAAGAUCAAAAAGUUACUCUUGCUCCUUUCAUGUUAAAAGAUCAAGCUCGAUUUUGGUGGGAAGCUACGAAAGGGUUGCUGACUACACCAGCAAUUGGGGAACCGGAGCCUCCAAUGCCAAAAAAAGUUACUUGGAAAGAAUUUAUUGCGGCCUUCAAUGAUCAAUACUUUCCUCUGUUGUAUCGAUAUGAUAUGGAGCACGAGUUUUCAAGUUUGAGGCAGGGAAGUAUGUCUGUUGCUGAAUAUGAUGCUAAAUUCAUCAAAUUAUCUCGGUUUGCACCAGACUUAAUCCGUACAAAGGAUGCUAAGUGUAGAAGAUUUUAG